Molecule: messenger RNA, 2367 nt
Organism: Pseudozyma hubeiensis SY62
Lineage: Eukaryota; Fungi; Basidiomycota; Ustilaginomycetes; Ustilaginales; Ustilaginaceae
Exons: 2
Coding region: 1-2367 (788 amino acids)
Source: RefSeq, a predicted model, not a curated record
AUGAGUUCAGGCUCCGUGCCAACUCGCGACCCUCACUCACAAGAGUGGUGGGAGCAUGUCCUGCCUCCUGGUCAGCUUGCGGAGCGACUUCGCAAGGCGCAACGCUCCUCGAGCAGCUCUCGUCGACGCAACAACCCGGCUCUUGCCAAUGCCACGCCUUCGGAGCGAAGCGCUUGGAAGAGGCUGUCUGGACUGCCUACCGAGAAGCGUCAGCACACUCAAUCCGAAUCAUCGACCGCCACAUCGAGCAGGAGAUCUUCUUUCCAAGCUGGCUCGGCAGCCACUCUGCCUCGCUCAGCAUUGAAGUCGAGUCAUCGCUCUCGCGACCUGGCGUCUUCCACUUGCGGAACAGUGAGUCAAUCGGAAUCCAGCGCCGAAGUGUCCAGUGACGAAUUUGGCGGCACCUCGACCGGUCAACACACCCCACAGAACCACAUUCGUUUCGCUUUUCCAACUGGCGAGGAAUGUGGCUCAACGCUGAGGAGAUCUGGUGUCAAAACCAUGGGUAACAGUCCCGAGAUGGUCUCGUCGACGAGCUGGUCCGGUUUCCAAAACACAGAAGCAUUCGAACCAAGUCACAGCUUCUCUCGCAGCAUGAGCGGUCGGAGGAUGCGCGUCAUGAGCGAAGACGGCAUGGCGUCUACCAUCUUUGCAUCUACGCACUCGUCAUCCUUCGCCGCGUCGUCUGCUUACCGUCUUCCAGUUUCGCAGUCGGCAAUGCAUCUCGGUCAGCUAGCCGGCUCCAACCCUGGGGACUCGGCCAGCUGGACAAGCAUCGCCAACGAUCAAAACAGGACAAGGUUGGCACAACCUUACGUCUCAGAUACACCAGACCUCAGCUCGGACGACGGAGCAGACUCGAUGAAGUUUAGUACCACUACAACGCAGCGAGUACGGAAGACCAGCACCACUAGAACAACCGUGAGGACUUCGACGUCGUCGUCCUCGAACAAGGCUCCGUCGCCACCGACGAUCCUCCGUUCGCACUUCGACCGACCGGAUCAACCGCCUUGCUUCAUCGGCUCGGAUGCCACGGAUGGCUACACCAGCCCGGCCAAUCGUCGCGAUCGACACGUCAGCUUUGAUCAAGCUUCUGAGCUGCCUCGCCGAGCCAGCGUUCACGAUGACACCGAGCCGUUGACUUCGAGCCAAUCGGCGUUCAGCUUCGAUACCAGCAGCCCCUUCGACUCGCUGCCGCAUCGAUCCAACAGCACGCGACGAGCGCGUCAAGGAGUUCGCACCACUGGACGUCGUACCACCAGCUUUUCGCUCCCCAGCAGCCGACGCGGCUCGAUCCGCGGAGAUUCGCCGCUCCAGCAUGGCGCCGCAUCGUCAACCUCUGCUGCUUCCUCGUCCAGUCACCACCGACGGGCGAGCUCCAUUCCCGACGCGGUGCUUCUCGAAAGCCUUCAAGUCGCCCACAAGCAGCUAGCUUCCGCAGGCAAUCUCGCGCUGACACUGACUCGUCAGCUGUCAGCUCCUCUACGACCGGUGUUCCACAUGACGCUGUUCUUGAGCAUCUCGAGCAUCACAUUGCUGUCGCUAGCCGCCUUCUUGUGUGCCAGCUAUAUGCUGACUGCAUGGGACGACGUGAGUACGCGGACGCAAAAGGUUGGCGCUGCGGCUGGAAGGACAAAGCAGAGGCUCGAAAAGACAUUGGAUUGGAUGCUGGGCCCUGGUCAAGUGUCGACUGACAGCAAGGGAAACGAGACAACGUCCAAACCACGUUCUCCACGCGAGGCUUCCUCCACCGCCUCUUCAAAAGCAUACGAAUCAGAAAGACGAGGACCAGUGCUCGCGGCUGGUCACGCAUUCCUCUGGCCCGCACGAAUGGCUUUCUCCGCCACCACCACCAUUGCACACACCAUCACGCCUCCUUCCAUUACCAAGAUUUUUGCCGAAUCCGAGCCGAAACCUAGAGCCAGUUCAAGCCUGCCCCCUCGUCCACCACUAUCGACGUUGUUGCCAUCGAUCCUAUUCACGCUGUUGCUGGCGAUGGGUGCAGGAUUGACGAGUUUCUGGGCGAGUCGAAAGCAAGCCGCUGGACGAGACAUGCCUGGUGCUAGCGGAGGAGCGCAGCCGUACAACGUGGAUUCGCGGAUGAGCUCUCCCGGUAUGCAGUAUGCGGGGUUGGCCGCGGAUGCACAGGCUUCACCGUUUGCGGGGAGAGGGUUCCAGUCGGCGAGGAUGAAUGUGCAGGAUGGGGAGCGGAAGGCUGCGAUCCAAAUCCAGGAGUGGUUGGAGCAGCACCUGCGCCACCAAACCCGAACCCACUCUGCGGUGCAGGCGCACCGAAUUGAAACGGCGCCGGAGAACCCGCCGGCGCAGCGGAGCCGAACUGGAACGGCGAUCCACCCGGAGUCGUAG